Fragaria vesca subsp. vesca is the source of this 5076-nucleotide messenger RNA. RefSeq lists its product as uncharacterized. The transcript is spliced from 5 exons. Lineage: Eukaryota; Viridiplantae; Streptophyta; Magnoliopsida; Rosales; Rosaceae. The coding region runs from base 318 to 4697 and encodes 1459 amino acids. The record is from RefSeq and is a predicted model, not a curated record. Gene Ontology annotation, molecular function: metal ion binding.
AGAGUUGGAAGUUCCGAUUAGUACCACACAGAGAACAACCAGGGUUUAUAGAAGUUCGAUUCCUCACACUCUCACUCAAACUUCCAGUAUUACCAUAACCAAUUCCAAAAUCCCCUCCCAAUAACUACGAAACCAAUUUCAAAUCCCAACGCGUUUUAGGGUUUAUCUUCCCCGCCUCCAAAUCCCUCCGAAUCCAUAACACCGAUUUCAACACUCUCAUCCGGAGAAGGAUUUGCUGAAGUUAAAAUCUGUGCAAACUAGUUUUGAUGCAGGACACCUAGAGUUUUGGAGGUCUUCAUUGAGUUGAGCCAUCUGCAAUGUAUGGCCAACCUAAUUAUGGUCCGCCGUUUGCGCAGGGUCAGACACCAAUGCCACCUGCAAACCAGCAGCGUCCGCCGCCCCUGCCACCACCACCGCCUCCCUUUACAGCACCACACAAUGUAGUUACAUCUGCAGCCCCACCGCAGCCAGGUCCUUAUUUAUACCAGCACGGUUUUGUUCCUGCUGCUCACCAAAGCCCGCCUGUUUUGUUCAGUGGGAUGAUGACUACAGGUCCAUCGUAUGGUGGAAACACAUGGCAUAACGCGCAGCGUCCUCCAACUACAGGAAACCAGAAUUUCCAACGGACUCAUCCACCGGCACUUGUGACUCCUCAUGCUGCUCCUUACCCAAACAUGUCACAGGCUGCAGUACCACAUGGAGCAUUACCGCCUCCUCCCCCUCAAGCGGCAUCUGCUCAGUCACCUGCUCCACCGUUGCCCACCGCUCCUUCACCUUCAACUUCAUUGCAAAACCUUGAUCCUGAUCAUGGGUCUAAUAAACUUCGCUUGGGUGAAAUGAGGGGCAUGAAUAACCAAGUCACAGCCAGUAACAAUUUCGAACAUUUCACAUCUGUGCAUGAGCACUCUCAAAAUGUUCAAGGUGGAAGUGAAUGUGAAAAAGCAGGUUCUCUUGCUAGAGAUGGAGUAUCAUCAAAUGGAAGUGUGAUGUUAAACAUUUCUUCACCUCCACCUAAGCCAUCAGAUGACAUAGUUCAUAAGAUUGAUUCUAUCUGCCAACUUAGUGCUAUGAAUGAAGGGAAAAUUGAAUCACCAUCAAAGUCUUCGCAGAUUGACUCUUCAUCUCAACCUGACCAGUUUAUGGUUUCUUCAGGUUAUAGCUUGCCUGCUGAUUCUGACAUGGAGAUGGAAGAUGAUAUUACCUUGUCUGACGGAACUCAGGAAGUUCAUAAUUCAUCUGACGCUCUGAACCGCACGUCUGAUAUCAAUCAUGGGGAGCUUGAUGUCAAAAAGCACCUACAUGGAGCACAGAGUUCACCAGAAUGGACUGAUCCCCAGGGUGUCUCAUUUGAAAAGGUGCCGUCCUCUUUGUCCGAAUGCCAAUUAAUAAUUCAAGGGGCACCAUCCAGAGUUGAUAUUUGUUCAACUGGAGCUUCUGAAUCCCCUCUGGCAAGUCAACAAGAGAAAUCUUCGAUUCCCAAAGCUGAUGAUCAGAAUAAACUUGAUGCUUCUGCAGCGGCUGAGGCAACAACUUCAGAUGGGUUUUCUAACCAUAUUACAGUUAACAGUCCAUUUAGACUUCUACAAGACUAUGCCUCUGAAAACAGUUCAGAAGAUGGUGAUGUUGGUAUACCUCCAUCAUCAGUUACAACUAACGUUAAAAGUAGUGCUAAAGAUGCUGGGUCUCAGUUUGAGAUAGGAUCUAAGAACCCAUGCAUGACUGAUAAAAUGUCUGGGCGGCAAUAUGAAUCCAGAAGGUCUAAAUUCUCCUUGGAUACAAAAAAAGAUGUUAGGAGUACUGAUACAACAUUAAUCAUUGAGAGUCAUGAGGCUUUCCAGGGAAAAGAUGCAUUGAAUGGAUCUCCUAUUGAUAUCGCUUUCAAAAGGGACAAGUCUCAAGAAGGGAAAAAGACCAAGUCUGAAUGUCUGCCAAAGGUGGAUGAGUAUGGAAGAUUGGUCAGAGAAGGUUCCAGUGACAGUAACUCUGAUGGUUCACAUUAUAAUAAGAGGCGUAAAAGAGGCAGAAGCCGCAGUCGUAGUCGUAGUCGCAGCCGUAAACGGAGCCGCAGCCGCAGUCGGUCUCCUCUUGACAGUAGGAGGAGGAGGAGUCCUCCGAGGAGGAGAGAGAAGCGAAACCGUUCGCCCAGUUGGUCUUCUAGGAAUCAAAGAGGCAGGAGCAGGUCUCCCACAUUUAGGCGUGCAGGUGAGUUCAGAGAUGAAAAUAAGAGACAGGACAGACGCCACAUUCCAGAAUGCUUCGACUUCCUUCGAGGCAAAUGCUCCCGUGGAGGAUCCUGUCGGUAUAUGCACAGUGAGCAUGACCGAAAUGAUGGUUCAUGGCGCCAUAGGAACCAGCAAAAGCAUCUAGAAGUUCAGUCUAGUGUGAAGAAAUCUAGGAUUAAUGAAGAGAUUGAAGAUAGCUCUGACAUGAGACUGCAUGGUGAAGCCAAAGGUCAGGAGAUGCAAAUCUAUCCUGAUAUGAUCACAAAAGAUGGUCAGUUUAAUGAUACUGAUAAAACUGAUUACAAGAGUUCUAAAAUGACAGCUGCUACAGUGCAAGUGAAACAAACUCUUCUUGGGAAGUCGGAGGAACACAGCGCUCACAAUCCUGAAUCUCACCACCCAUCCGCUGAAAUGUUGAGCAGUGUUGAUAAUAUGAAGUCACGGCGUGAUACUUCUCAGGCAAUUGAACAAUCUCGAAGCAUUAAUUUUGCGGGAGAGGUUCAAAAGGCUUAUUAUCCAUCUCAGCAGAUGGAAGCUUCUCUUGUAUCUGAUUCACCACCUGAUCGACCAUCCAAGACUUCUCCAUAUAAGGUUUCUAGUAUUGAGCCGGCAGCAGAUGCAAUCUUAUCAAUUCAAUCAUGUCCCACCGAAAGUUCUAAUGCUCAACCACUUUCAUCAGGACAGUUUUCAUCACAGUUUUUGGCUCCUAAAGAGUCACCUCUGCCCGGUUUUUCUGCUGCAAAUAGUCCAUAUCCUUCAAAGUUGCCUCCUCCUCCUCCUCCUUCACUAUCACAAGGUACCAGUGUUGCUCAUGUGCCACAGUUGCAUAGGGACUACAGCCAGAGGCCACCCUAUCCAGUUCAGUCCAUUCCUACAGGAACUAUGCAUGCACAUGCUUAUCAAGGUCCCUUAUCCAACCAACCUUCCCAAUUCCCUGUAUCACAAGAAUCAACUUGGCCAUCCUUGCCACCGCCACCUCCACGACCACCAUAUGAUUCAUCUUUAAAUCCAGGAACUGCUGCACAAGAUGCUUCUUCACACUUUCAGCAGAAUCACUUGGCUCCAAGGAGUGACUUCGGUUCUCAGAGUUCUAUGAGGCCUUACGGCUCUUACCCAACUGAAUCCCCUCAUUCUAAGGGUGAGUUUCUGCAUCAGAUGUAUCCUACGUUGUCAGAGCUUCCUCAUCCUCCACCAAACAGGGAAGAUUUCGGAUCAGGCAAUCCGUCAAAUCAACAUUUUGGGGGCCCUGAUCAUAUGAGAGAAGAUCGCUUUACACAUGCUCCUGUGCAGAAUGUAAAUCCUUCACACUCUUUUGCUCAGGGACACACACACCCUCAACCCCCACCUCCUUCACAGGAAUUAACGAGGAUCAAGAUGAAAAAUUUCUCUGGCGACAAUUUCCCAGUCGGGGAACUUUUCAAUUCAUCAUCACAAAUUCAUCCUCAUUCACAUAACCAACAGCCUAGCUAUGGUGUUGGUGAUAGCAUAUUGGGUGUGCCUGGGAAGACUGGUGCACAAUACCCUGUAGGUGGUAGCAUUUUGGGUUUCCCUGGGAAAGAUGGGCCCAUGUCCCGAUACCCUCCAGAUAUGCCUGACAGAAGUCAGUUUUCUCAAGUUCCUGAUUUUGGGGAAUCUAGAAUUCAAACACAUCAUAAUCCUUACGCAGCUACUUUUGAGCAACCAUUGAGCUUCAAGUUUAGUUCUAACACUCUCAUUCAAGGAAAGAAUGCGCCUGCUGCUAACAUGUUUGAUACACCGGUCCAAGUCCCAGUCGAUGGGCAAGGAGUGGGCAGUGCUGGAUCAAGACAGACAACCUCCUCGCCAAGUUCUGCUGGAGCUGUUAGUCAGCUUUUGCGCAAGUCAGUUAGUGAGCAGUAUGAUCCACUUUUGGACAGCAUUGAGCCAUCGGGAAAUCCGCUCAAUAAACAUGAUCAGAGCCAAAAGCAUACAGCCACCAAUGAUUCAAAUAUGAUGGUGAGGUUCAGUGGUUCUUGUGAGCCAUUAGAUGUGGAAGAGAACAAGAAACAUACAGAGGUUGGCCCUGUUGCAUCGGCUACAUCUCUGGAUAAUGACGGCUAUGGUGAGACAGCAGAUGCAGAAGUGGGUGUCGUCGAGGAUGAGAGUCUUAGUAAUGAUGAUGGUGGAGCAAACAUGGCUGUAGGAGAGAUGGAGAUUGAUCAGGUGAAAUCUGGAGGGAAGAGCAGGAAGAAAAAGGAUUCCAGGUCAACUAGACUUUUCAAGAGUGCUGUUGCAGAUUUUGUAAAGGACCUUCUGAAGCCAUCAUGGCGGCAGGGUAAUAUGAGCAAAGAAGCCUUUAAGACCAUUGUUAAAAAGACUGUUGAUAAGGUAUCUGGAGCCAUGAAGAGUCACCAGAUACCGAAGUCCGAGGCAAAGAUAAAUCACUACAUUGACUCAUCUCAGCGGAAACUAACAAAGCUUGUGAUGGGUUAUGUUGAUAAGUAUGUCAAGGUGUAGACCUCAGCUAUGAUUUGAUCACCCAGCAUGCAAUGGCAGAAAUUUUGACGAGGCGUUACACAGUUUUUUCGAGUUGGAACUCCUCCGUAGGCAUCGAGAGCUCGCAGAUAAAUAGGGAAUAUGAACGAACUCUUGCUUGUCAUAGAUCUCGGGUUUCUUGUAAAGUUAACCCUGGAGGGAUGUCAUUUUCGGAGUGACGAGUUAAAUGACUUCCAACCUUGCUUAAGGUACUGUGGCAGCUGCUGAAGAUGAAUGUUAAUGUCUCUUCGAAUAUCAUUAUUGUAUAUUUCCGAUUUAGUAAAAGAUACACGUUCAUAAAAUGGACACUGUUUAUUGAUAUUACAGAUAAAUUUCGAAUUGAACCUCUUUCUUCUUUCAC